AGGGUGUCUUUGGGGAUGAGGGAGGUGGGGGACAAGGGUGGAAGACUUGGAAAAAAUAGACACUUGCAUCUGUCUCUAACUCUUCCCCGCGGAGAAUUUGGUGUGUCACAUGAUCCCAGCAAAGCAUUAAGAGAGUUCCACCAGCACUACCCAGAGCUCAGUCUUCAGACGUUAGCCAAUCUUGGUGGUACUCCCGCUUCCAGGAAAGACAUGUCAGAUGCUGAGGAGAUCCUGGAGGAUCAGGACGAGUACGAGCAGGAGGUGAAGGAACAGAAAGAGGAGCAGGACUACGAGGUGGAAGAGGAGGAAGAGGUGGAGGAGGAUGAAAUACAGCAGCAUGAGGAAGAGUCUAAACCGCGACCUAAAACCACGUACGUGCCCAACAUCGCCCCGCCCAAGCUGCCGGACGGAGAGAAGGUGGAUUUCGACGACCUCCACCGCAAGCGCGUGGAGAAGGAUUUCAACGACCUGCAGGGCCUUAUCGAGCUGCACUUCUCCAAUCGGCAAAAGGAAGAGGAGGAGCUGGUGGCCCUGCGCAACCGUAUCGAACGGCGCCGCUCGGACCGGGCCGAGCAGCAGCGGGAGCGCGCUGAUCAAGAGCGUGAACGCCAAGCCCGGUUAACGGAGGAGCGAGUGCGGCGAGAGGAGGAGGCGGCCAAGCUACGUGCUGAAGAGGAGGCCAAGAAGAAGAAGACCUUCACCAACAAGUCCUUUGGUGGCUACCUGCAGAAGGUGGACCAGAAGAAGGGCAAGAAGCUGACGGCGCGCGAGGAGAAAAAGAAGGCACUGCUGGAACGCCGCAAACCACUCAACAUCGACCACCUCAACCAAGACAAGCUGGCCGAGAAGGCACAUGACCUGUGGGGGUGGCUCCACCAGCUCCAUUCCGAGAAAUUCGAGCUGGGCGAGAAGCUCAAGCGGCAGAAGUACGAUAUCUACGUGCUGCGCAACCGCGUCAGUGACCACCAGCGUGGGUCCAAGUCAUCCAAGACCUCGCGUUCCGCCAAGGGAAAGUCGGGCUCUUGGAAGUGACCAUGGGGAAAACACUUUUUUCAGCUCGCAGCUGUUGUAAUGGCCACUCAUCAACCCACUCUGUUAUUGUUUGUUCACACUCACUAUUAAAGUCACUUGUUUGGUGGCGAUGUGUAUUCCACCACAAUUUUUGUUGUUGUUGGCUUUUGUGACCACAUGCAACACUUACAUUCACAAACUGCGUAUUUUAUUUCAAGGUAGCACUUGUUCAUAAAUAAACUAAAUAAAAAUAUGAAAGAUUUUCCUUGUCAGGAACAUCCGAAGUCUAAUGAGUCCCAAUAUAAGAGCUGCAUCACAAAUUGUGCCUUAACAUAGAUAAUACUGUAGACAUUUUGUAGUUUUAACAAUCUAGUCUGUGUCCAACUUUACCCUAUUUACCAACCUGAGAGGGUCUAAAUUUAGAAACGUAUGAUGCCGUACAGUUGUACAUCAUCCAUGCAGUGCACAAUAUCCUCCCAAAACAGACCAAAUUGUAAAAUCAAGGUUAAUGCCCACAAGGGGCGCUAGAGCAUUCAGCGGCAGGCUGCGUUAGCAUCAACAUAUCUUUUUUCUUUUUCAAGUGAAAAUGAAUCUAGUCUAGACAGGCUUCAGCACCACUUUUAUAUAUGGAGUGUUGUAUAGAGUCUGUGUUUUUGGGAAGUUGUUAUUGAAAACCAAUGACCAAUUAUUUUGUGAAAAUAUCAUUUCUGAAAGGACACUCAGUGUUGGGCAAUUAUCGAAGUUGACAGUAUGGGGUUGAUGGCCACUAUUUUAGGUCCAAAGUGAGUGGCUAGUACUUGUGCCUAAAGUGCAGUAGCAUUCAACCCCCCCAAGCCAUGACAGCCCAUUACAGAGCCCAUUCCCAGACGUGGUGGCUGUAUUUUGUAUGUCCGUUCAUACUGUCAGUCAUCCUCCCACUGCUGCAUGCACUCUGCCACUCCAGCUUCAAGGUGAGCGCUUUGUAUUGAUGAUGGCGUGGAAUGGGUGGGGAGAAAAAAUCUUAAUGGGCUCCCCGACCACGCGUGCAAACAACAACGUGUUCCCGCAAGUCAAUGGCAUGACAGGUGGCUGAUGGGAGGUGUACAUUUUAUCUACCUGACCUGCUGUGUGUCCCGCUGGCACGCUGAUGAAUUGCGUUGAGCUUGAUAAGAAGCGAUGUGGGGAUGUAAAACAACAGUUGGGGGAGGAGGGGCGAGCAGCAGACUCAUUAGCGCCCUGCAGAUAAGGCAGUGUGAUUGGCAGGUCACUAUCCUUUAAUUUUUUUCGUGCUCGGUUUCAAACAAAUGUCAUGAUUAUGUUAGAUUCUUGUAGACAGGAAAUGUGGAGGAGCUGAGCCAUUAUUGCUCCAUAUUUACGUACUAUUGUAUUUCACUUUAAUUGUAAUAAUUUUUCGUUUAAAUACUAAGUGGAUAAUAUCAUAUUUUUGGCACAUAUAGGAUUCAUAGGAUUAUCAAUGUUCAAGAUCCUUUACAUCAUACCAGAAUAUUUUCAUUGCUAGGUAGUCCCAAAAGAUGUGAGUGAUCCCCAAUCAUACCACAGUUCCUCCAACAGAGUGGAGAUAUUGUGCUGUUAUAAAAUGUUGAAAGAAACAAUGGAGUCGGAAAAAAAUAUUUUUGUUUUACAGUCAAACUCUUUCCAUAAAUUACUAUUGAUACCUGAGUGGCAUUUCAAACACGUCUUCCCAUAUUCUGGCCUCUCUUAUCACAUUCAUUUCUUGCUCACAUUUCUCAUUUACAUGUGUAUAAUCAGACAAGCAAUUAUGUUACCAUAGAUGUGCAAGACUUAGGCUUAGUUGGGAAAUAUAUAUAUAUUUUUUUCCCCCACAUUUGUGGGGUCUCUUUUAAUCCUGUCCCACUCUGUAUGAGUUUGGAUAUGUAAGUAUCAGAAGAAAUACCUUGGUGUGGUGUUGCAAAUGGAGUCUGUAUCUGAGAAAAUUAUAUUAUUUUGUGACCUUCAAAUAUUUGAUUAAUUGUUUUCAGGCUAUUGCAUUUUCACUGUUUGAAUCCACGGUCCCACAUUGAUGCCAAAAAGUCCGUGUUCCCAGCCAGUUGCAUGGCUCUUGAUAAAGAUGUCUUGUGUCGUCUUGUCCCAUACACUCAAAGUGUGUCUAAUCCAUAACCUGCUGUAGCGCAAGUCCUGUGGCUGCGAGCUGACCCUGCUAUGACAUUAGACAAACAAGACAAAGACAAAGUGGAUGAAAAAAAGAAGAUAAAGCCAAUGCAGAGUAGGAAGACAGCUGAAGGACCUGUGUUGAGGAUGCAGGGUCAGAUGAUGACAAAGAAGAAGAUUAAGAAGAAAGAACAUUAGGAUGGCAAACACAAAGAUGAAGAACAAUAUGAAAAAAUAUGAAGCUAACCCUAACCCGUAUUUUGGAUGGGACAGUAUUGACUGCAACAGUCAAGAUGGCUACCAGGUAAGGAGUUCAUUUCUUAUCUCCAGAUAAAAGUUAAAAGUUUGAUUGUAUUAGUGCCUAUGCAACUUUUUAGCUCUCAUUUUAUGCAUGUUAUAGUAUAAACAGUUACAGUGAAGAAACAUGUCGUAUUUCGUGAUCAUUGGCAAAUGUAGUGAAAAUAAUAAGGAAUACAAAUGUGUCCAAGACGAAUUUUCUCAUUCUCCGCCACAAAUUUCAAUCAUUGUUCAAGUCCUGAAGAAAUUUUCAUUUGCAAGGAUUUUUUUGGGAUGGGACAGUAUUGACUGUAACAGUCAAGAUGGCUACCAGGUAAGGAGUUCAUUUCCUAUCUCCAGAUGAAAGUUGAAAGUUUUAUUGUAUUAUGAGAACAAAUACAAAAAGGUGAGGAAGCUGAAGGAAACGAAUGAGACGAAGAAGACAAAGAUGACAAAGAAGCUGAAGGAAAUGAUGAAGAUGAAGAAGACGAUGGAGAAGACAAAGGAGAUGAAAAUAAAGAUGACAAAAACGAAGAAGUAGAUGAUGAAGAACACAAAUACUACGUAGAAGACGAACACGAAGACAAAGAUGAUGAAGGCGAAGAAGUCAAAGAAGAAAAAGAUGAGGAUGAGAAAGGAUGAAGAAGACGACGGAGAAGAAAAUGAGGAACUGUGAAGACAAAAGAUGAAGAAGAUGAAGACGAAAACAACAAAGAUGAAGAUGAAAAUGAUGAAGAAUAAGAAUAUGAGGAAGACGAAGAAGAGGACGACAAAGAAUAAGACAAAGAAGAUGAAUAGGAAAACAAAGACAAGAAAGGACGAAGAUGAAUACGAUGACGAAACGAAGGCAAAUGAGACAAAGAAGAGGCCGAAGAAGAGGAGUGUGACGAAGAAGCUGAAGGAGAUGACGAUGAAGAAGCCGAAGAGGACAACAAAGUCGAUGAAGACGACAAAGAAGGGGACAAAGAAGAAAAUGAGAAAGAAGACAAAGAAGAAGAUCAUUAGGACGGCUAAGACAAAGAUGAAGACGCUAAAGGAAACAACGAAAAAGACAAAGAAUAUGAAGAAGACGAAGUGGGCGUCGAAGAAUAAGACAAAAAAGAUGAAUAGGACGAAGAAGAAUACCACGAUGGCAAAGAAAUUAGAAGCCAACAAAGAUGAAAAAGACUAAGACGAUGAAGAUGCCAAAGAUGAAGAAGACGAACACAUCGACGAAGACACACUUCCUGUGGCAGUCAUCAGACCCUUUGUCGUGAAGUCUUGACCGUCUUCCAACCCUGCUUCAGCACUAGAAGUCCUGCUGCCUGCAUCUGACCCUUCUGGAGAAGACGGAUGAGAGGAAGAUGAAGAUGACAAAAACAAAGACGUAGAAGAAAGAGGAGGACGAAGAAGACGAAGAAGGUGACCACGAAGACAAAGAUGAUGAAGACAAUGAAGAUAAAAAAAUGAUGAGAAAAAGGAAGAAGAAAACGAAGAAGAACAUGAGGACAACGAAGACAAAGAUAAAGAAGAUGAAGAAGACGAAGAAUAUGAAGAAGACAAGAAUAUGACGAAUAGGACGGCAGAGAAGACGAUGAAGACAAAGAAGUCAGAAGACGAUGAAGAUGAUGAUGACGACAGAGAUGAAGAAGACGACAGAGAUGAAGAAGAUGAAGACGAACACGUCGAAUAAGAAAAGGAAGAUGAAGAAGAGGACAAAUAAGAUGGCAAAGUAGAAGAUGAGAUGAGAACGAAGAAGAAGACAAAGAUGAAGAAAGAAAAUUAGGGGAGCGAAGACAAAGAUGAGGAAGAUAAAGACCACGAAGACGAAGAACAAUAUGAUGAUGAAGAGGAUGACGUAGACAGAAGAAGACGAUGAAGAUGAAGAAGAAUACAAUGACGAUGAAGAAGAUGAAUGGGACAAAGAAGAGGACGAAGAAAAGGAGGACGACGAAGAAGCUGAAGACAACCAAGAAAGCAAAGAUGAAGAAGACGGGGAAUAAGAUGAAUACUGGUUAGAGUGCCAGCCUCACAGUUCUGAGGUGCGGGGUUCAAUCCCCGUCCCCGCCUGUGUGGAGUUUGCAUGUUCUCCCCGUGCCUGCGUGGGUUUUCUCCGGGCACUCCGGUUUCCUCCCACAUCCCAAAAACAUGCAUUAAUUGGAGACUCUAAAUUGCCCGUAGGCAUGACUGUGAGUGCGAAUGGUUGUUUGUUUCUAUGUGCCCUGCGAUUGGCUGGCAACCAGUUCAGGGUGUACCCCGCCUCCUGCCCGAUGACAGCUGGGAUAGGCUCCAGCACGCCCGCGACCCUAGUGAGGAGAAGCGGCUCAGAAAAUGGAUGGAUGGAUGAGAAAGAGGACUGAGAUUGGCCAGCAACCAGUUCAGGGUGUAGCCUGUCUCUAGCCCGAAGAUAGCUGGGAUAGGCUCCAGCAUGCCCGCGACCCUCAUGAGGAUAAGUGGAACGGAAGAUGUAUGAAUUAGAAAGAGGACGAAGAAGACGACAAAGAAGAAGAGCAUGAAGACGGCAAAGACAAAAAUUAAGACGAUGAAGACGAAAACAGCGAAGAACAUGAAGAAGACGAAGAGGACGAUGAAGAAUAAGACACAGAAGACGAAGAAAAAGACGACAAAGACAAAGAAGUCAGAAGACAAUGAAGAUGAAGACCGCGACGUUGAAGAUGAAGAUGAACACGUCAAAGAAGAUGUCAAAGGUGAAGAAGAGGACGAAUCAGAUGUGAAGAAGGCAAAUAGAAGACGAUGCCGCCGACGAAAAAGAUAAAGAAGAUAAAGAAGACUACAAAGAAGAUAAAGGUGUUGGGGCCUGGCAAGUCCUGUCAGUCUUCUGACCCUGCUUUGGCCCUGCAAGGCUUGCUGUGGCUAUCUGAACCUCCUUCGUCAGCGCAAGUCUCAGGUCGUCUUCCUACCCUGAACUGAUGCUGCAAGUCGUGGCAGUCAUCAGUUCCUUCUUUGCUAAGUCUUGAGUUACUUCCAACCCUGCUCCAGUGGCACAAGUCCUAUGGCAGUCAUCAUACCCUUCUUCAGUAAGACUCCACCGUCUUCCGACCCUGUUCAGUGGUGCAAGUCCUGUGGCAGUCGUCAGACCCUUUGGUGAGUCUCAAACGUCUUCCUGCCUUGCACUGGCUGUGCAAGUCUUGUGGCCGCCAACUGACCCUGCUUUUGCAGCAUAAGUUCUGUGACCACCAUCAGAGCCUUCUUUUGAAUGUCUUGACCAUCUUCCAACCCUGCUCCAGUCCCACACUUCCUGUGGCAGUCAUCAGACCGUUCUUUGGUAAGUCUGGAACAUCUUCCAACCGUGCACUGUUGGUGCAAGUCUUAUGGCCGCCAGCUGGCGCUGCUUUUGCAGCACAAGGUCUGCGACCACCAUCAGACCCUUCUUUGGUCAGUCUCGACCGCCUUCCAACCCUGCUCCAGCGACACACUUCCUGUGGCAGUCAUCAGACCCUUUUUCGGGAAGUCUUGACCGUCUUCCAACCCUGCUCCUGCACCACAAGUCCUGCUGCCUGCUUCUGACCCUGCUACUGUGGCGCAUAUCCUGCGACAGUCAUCAUACCCUACUCUCAAGGCGCAAGUCCUGUGAAGAAGACAAUGAAGGAGAUUCCAACAACUACAAAGAAAAUGACGAUGAAGAUGAAAACAAAGAAGAGAAAGAAGAUGGAGAUGAAGAGGAUAAAGAAGAUGAUGGUGGAGAAGACAAAGAUGAAUUAGACAAACAACACAAAGACAAAGUGGAUGAGAAAAAAUGAAGAUAGAGAUAAAGCCAAUGCAGAGUAGGAAGACAGCUGAAGGACUUGAGGAUGCAGGGUCAGAUGAUGACGAAGAAGACAAAGAAGAAGAUUAAGAAGAUGAAGAAGAAAAAGAACAUUAGGAUGGCGAGCACCAAGAUGAAGAACAAUAUGAAAAAAUAUGAAGCUGAUGAAGAGGAUGACAAAGAAGACGAAUAGGAUGAAGAAGAAGACAAAGACAAAAAGAUGAGGAAGAUGAAGGAGACGAAUGAGAUGAAGAUGACACAAACGAAGACGUAGAAGAUGAAGAAGACGAAUACUACAAAGAAGACGAAGACGACCACGAAGACAAAGAUGAUGACGGCGAAGAAUUCAAAGAAGAAAACGAUGAGAAUGAGAAAAAGGAUGAAGAAGACGACAGAGAAGAAAAUAAGGAACUGUGAAGACAAAACAUGAAGACAAAGAAGAAUAUGAGGAAGACAAAGAAGAAAACAUAGGAAAACAAGAACAGGACGAAGAUGUAUACGAAGAGGAAAAGAAGGCAAAUGAGACGUAGAAGACAGAGGAGGACAAAGAAGACGAAGAUAAAAAAGAUGAAGAAGACGAAGAAGAUGAAGAAGACAAAGAAGAAUAGGACGGCGAAGAAGAAGACGAUGAAGAUGACGACAAAGAUGAAGAAGAUGAAGACGAACACGUCGUAUAAGAAAAUCAAGAUGAAGAAAUGGACGAAUAAGAUUUGAAGACUGCAAAGUAGAAGAUGAAGAUGCCGCCAAUGAAG
Molecule: messenger RNA, 7893 nt
Organism: Phyllopteryx taeniolatus (common seadragon)
Lineage: Eukaryota; Metazoa; Chordata; Actinopteri; Syngnathiformes; Syngnathidae
Gene: tnnt2c
Product: troponin T2c, cardiac
Exons: 1
Coding region: 16-1032 (338 amino acids)
Biological process (GO): sarcomere organization; regulation of muscle contraction; cardiac muscle contraction
Cellular component (GO): troponin complex
Molecular function (GO): troponin C binding; troponin I binding; tropomyosin binding
Source: RefSeq, a predicted model, not a curated record